AUGGGAAGUAAGCAUCGCAAUCUCUCCCCAUUUCCUCCUAACUACAUUGCUAUUACAUUUCGACCAACUGAUGAGUUGUGGAUAUGCCAAGGUCCCCCAAAUUUCAUUGAAUUUGUCCACUCACUGUUGCGUUAUAUUUGGCCUAAAUAUGAACACCAAGAGCGUCAUUGUCAUGCUCCAGAAAAAAGGAAACAAAGAAAGGAGACACAAUUACGAUCAACUCUCAAAAAUUCGGUGUUUCGAAUCCCCGCAAAUCCUUUCAAUCUUUUGCCAAAUCAUCAGUCAACAGAAACAUCUGAGUCUACUUACAAAUUUAUUUCCUUGUUAGUAGCCUUUCUAUACUCCAUGGACUAUGAAAUCGUUUCUGCAGGUCAUUUUAUCCGGGGUACUGAGGCCAGUACGUGUCUUUUUCGUUGCACCAUCGAUUAUGAUUCACUAGCGAGUAAAAACAGCCUGAAGAAAGAUUGCCAAAUUCACACGCUCGGGUCUUUCACUCCCUUCUCUGUCAAACAAAUGAACGCCGUUGACUUCGAGUUCGCCAAAAAAAUGCUUGUUGUUGGGUUUGAAGGAUGGAACCGUCUUUAUUUUAUCAACAUCACCCAUAAGUUGGCCACAGAUCUAGUCAGUGAACUUGGAUCGGUUUGGCCAGAAAAUGUCAAAUUUCACAAAAUAGGAACCUCUGAUUCAAGUGACCAUAAAAAUGGACGGAAGGAGUCUAAAUCGGAAGAGGAGAUCGACAAGCAUUUAUCGUAUUUAGUUGAAUUUGAGGGGCACCCUUGGGAUUCCUACAAAGUUUACUCAGAACUCACGCCUUACUUAAUACUCACACUGAUUCGUGUACUUGACCAAGCCGGUUACAAGUACGAGAGCAGAGCAAACGUCAGAGGACUCUUGGAUACCGUUUUCUUUGUCAAACAAGAUUCACCGCCUCCAGGUGUUGAAAAUAUUGCACGAAUUUGUUUCUCUCUCUGUCAUCAAAAUAUUCUUCGAGUGUAUGGUGGAACGCCAAAGUUUUGUGCAUGGAUGGGUCAGCUUCUGCAGCAAUUGUGGAUUUCCGGUGUUUCCAGCAAAAAAGAAGUCUUGAUUUCACAGUUACUUUCUAAAAAUAAUGGCUCAAGUUCCAUCAACGAUUUGCAUUUCACGGAGGUGAAGUUCAAUGGGACACCAUUUUGUAUUCCUGAGUGGAACAAAGACAAUUUUUUAGCUGCUCAGUACAUGAUCGGUCGACUGGUGGGUGUUCUUUCACUGGUUGAAUGGAGAUUAUCAGCAUCCAUGAAUGUCUAUACCAGUCCCUACGACAAGAGUCUUCUAAUAUUUGAAAAGGAUCUUAACACCACUGAGGAGGAAAUCCUAGUGGAUCUGGAAGUAGUGGAGCUGGAAGUGAAAUCAGAAUCAGACGGCUAUGAAGGAAAUGUAAAAAACUACGACCUACUUCGACCAAUCUGCUUCACUUCGUACGACGUGGACCGCCUGUGUAUUUUGGGGGGUUCAAGGCACUUUCUUCUCAAUUUUAAUGACCUCUUCCUUCGAUUGUUUGAUAAUUCCUGCAGUGCUCAUGGCCUGUUCUCUCGCUGUCGGUGUAGAAAUAAAGAUAAUGAAACAAAGAAUCACAGUACAGAGUUCCAGGAUGCAAACGGAGCGAUUUCAGACAACUGGAUUGUCUCCCAUCAAUCCUAUACCCCGGAACUACUACAUAAGUUAUUCCUUGGUUCAGGACAUUCUAUCCUCUGUCUUCUUUCACCAAUCCAUGACAAUAUUGCUCUAUCAGCUAUAGCAGAUUUGGAUCCAAGUAAUGUUUUAGAAUAUGCAACAAAUUAUCAAAUGUGGGCUCCCAAUAUCUGCUGGCCACCUAAAAUGUUUCACAAAGCCAAAAAACGGGCGAAAAAGUUUUUCCAUAUGAGUCAAAUCCCUCUAGCAGUCCUUUGUUGGAUAAAUGAAUUCAUCAACCAGCUUGGCUCGCCAGAAUUUAUUAAAUCGCAGUCAGACCAAGGUGAAAGAAGUGCUCUAGACGAGGUUGAGGAAGUUACACCUCUCAAACAAUCCCUCAAGCAACGUGUUUUAGCCAAGCCCUACAAGAGGGUACUUGUAACGUGUUUGGAUUGUGCAUCAACAGUCCGUAAUGGGCCACCAGCCUGGAUAUAUCUAAUCAGAGAACCAAAUCAGCAAGUGGUUAUGGAAAGCAAAGAGUAG
Molecule: messenger RNA, 2190 nt
Organism: Rodentolepis nana
Lineage: Eukaryota; Metazoa; Platyhelminthes; Cestoda; Cyclophyllidea; Hymenolepididae
Source: the annotation of a GenBank genome assembly